AGCGCGGGGAGCGAGAGCUAAUGGCGGCGCCUGCGCCCGGGGGCCCCGGAGCCGCCGCCUCGGCCGCCCUGGACGAGCUGUCCGGGAACCUCACGUACGGGGCGCUGGGCGCCGGCAAUGGCUCCCUGUCGGGCGCUUGGUACCGCCGGAACCAGAUUCACCUUUUUGGAGUUUUGCUGGCCAUUUUAGGAAACUUGGUAAUCAGCAUUUCCCUAAAUAUUCAGAAAUAUUCGCAUCUUCAGUUGGCACACCAAGAACACCCAAGGCCGUACUUCAAGAGCGUGCUGUGGUGGGGUGGCGGCGUACUGAUGGCUGUGGGAGAGACAGGAAACUUUGCAGCCUAUGGAUUUGCCCCCAUUACUCUCAUUGCUCCAUUAGGCUGUAUGUCUGUUACAGGUAGUGCCAUUAUUUCUGUUAUGUUUCUGAAAGAAAAUUUGAGAGCCUCAGAUUUACUAGGUAUGACACUGGCAUUUGCAGGAACAUAUUUAUUGGUGAACUUUGCUCCAAAUAUAACUCAGGAUAUCUCUGCAAGAACAGUACAGUAUUACGUUGUUGGCUGGCAGUUCAUGACCUACGGGAUUUUAGAAAUACUAAUUUUCUGCAUUCUCCUAUAUUUCCAUAAAAGAAAAGGAAUAAAACACAUUGUGAUUCUGCUAACCCUGGUGGCACUUCUAGCCUCAUUGACUGUUAUUUCAGUAAAAGCCGUCUCAGGCAUGAUCGCUUUUUCUGUGACGGAUAAAAUGCAACUAACUUAUCCCAUCUUCUAUAUCAUGUUUAUCAUCAUGAUAGCAUCUUGUGUUUUCCAAGUCAAGCUCCUGAAUCAAGCCACAAAACUCUACAAUACAGCGACGGUGGUGUCCAUUAACCAUACUUUCUUUACAAUCAGUGCCAUUAUUGCAGGUAUCAUAUUUUAUCAGGAAUUCCUUGGUGCAGCUUUUCUCACUAUAUUUAUAUAUCUUUUUGGGUGUUUUCUGUCAUUCCUUGGUGUGGUUUUGGUCACAAGAAAUCGAGGAAAGGAACAUCUGCCACAGUCUUACAUUGAUUUUGGACAUGUCCCUGGGAAACAAACAUUGGACAAAAUACAACCAGAUUCAAACGGCUUAUCCUAUGGAACUUUGCCUAAUGGAAGUGACUCCACAAAGAGCCCAAGUGGAGAGAAGAAAGAGGUCUGA
Messenger RNA from Mesoplodon densirostris (Blainville's beaked whale), 1172 nucleotides. RefSeq names its product NIPA like domain containing 2 (gene NIPAL2). Lineage: Eukaryota; Metazoa; Chordata; Mammalia; Artiodactyla; Ziphiidae. Gene Ontology annotation, biological process: magnesium ion transport. Gene Ontology annotation, molecular function: magnesium ion transmembrane transporter activity. The coding region runs from base 21 to 1172 and encodes 383 amino acids. The record is from RefSeq and is a predicted model, not a curated record. Gene Ontology annotation, cellular component: membrane. The transcript has 11 exons.